Molecule: messenger RNA, 5040 nt
Organism: Macadamia integrifolia
Lineage: Eukaryota; Viridiplantae; Streptophyta; Magnoliopsida; Proteales; Proteaceae
Product: increased DNA methylation 1-like
Exons: 8
Coding region: 425-4189 (1254 amino acids)
Biological process (GO): negative regulation of DNA-templated transcription
Molecular function (GO): transcription corepressor activity
Source: RefSeq, a predicted model, not a curated record
CCAACAAGAUUUCUCUCUCUCUCCAACAAACUUGCUUCACUUUUUUUGAACCGAUUUGUCUUCCUGUUCAGAAUCGUUCACCAGAUAUUAUCGAUAUAGAACGCCGGGAUCUCUUCCGGGACAUGGCUGAGAUCGGAAUUUCAGUGGUUUCACGGAAGGUAAGCAUCUCGAACUCCCGGAGUAGUUGCAGGUUUGUUUCGUUUUUCUGAUUCGUUUUGGGGCUCGAGGUUCUAUUUUGUACGAGUUUUCUCAGAUCUGCUUUAGGCUUUUGGAUAUUUAGAACAAGUUUCGUAGCUGCGGAUGGUGGUCGGUGGGAGGCUUGGUUAGGGUUUCUAGCGCAGCUGCUUUUUGUUGGAUUUGAAGUGCGGCUUUGUCGAUUCCGGGAGGAAAUCCUUGAAUUUGGGGGCUUUGGCUGUUGGAUGAAAUGAAAGGAGACCUCGUACGUGGUGAUCGGCGUGGGAAGCUGGAGAAGGAUAGAGUGCCUUCGGGAAGAUUGAUCAUCAAGAAGAAAGGGGAUGAGGCGGGUACUGAUGUUUCUUCUGUGAAGCAGAAGGCAUUGUAUUCGAAAAAAGAGAAUAAGAGAAAGCGGUUGAUAGAUACUGAUGAUUCUGAAUCUGACAAGGACUUGUUAGUUUCUCCUCGUAGAAAGGUUGUCUGUGGAACCACUCGAGCUAGUAAUGGUUCUGCUGCUCCUAAAAACAGUAGUGUAGAAUAUUCUAAGAGCAAGGGAGAUUUUGAAAGUGGUAGGAAGAAAAGUAGGUCAGAACAAAUCAAACGUAGAGAUGAUGCCAAAAGUGUUAUGAACAGAUUUGCUGAAGAUGAAAUUGAAAACAAGAGAAGUAGGCUGGAUGUUUUUGAAUACACUGAUGAUCCCAUAGUUGACACAAAAAAGCUUAGGAAGCCACCUUUUGAUGGUGAUGCAAUUGGGACCGGUGGGCACAGCAUUUUGAGUGUGAAAAUUCGGGAGCCUAGCGGUGGGCGGAAAGAACUUGGGAACGAAGGUAGCAGAAGCACUGUGGCUGAGAAGAGGAAAAAAACUGUUUUUGACAGGGAUGGCAGCUUGUUAAUUGAACAAGAUAGAGGAACCAAUCGUUUGGAUAAGAAGAACAAGUUUGAGGGAAAAAGAGAUGGAACAUUUCAUUCUGCUGGCAUGCUGAGAGAAGAGUUGGGGGAUUCUGGUGAUGAAACUAUCAGGCUGCCUGGGAAAAAUGGUGUGCUGAAGGUGGUGAUCAAGAAUAAGAAGAAGGUACUUGGAUCUGGAAAACCUUAUAGUCACCAGGAAACGGAAGAAAAUGGAAAGGAUUCUGAGUCUGGAGACACUUCCAUUUGGAACACACCACUCUAUCCUCUCUAUUUGAAAAACAAAUCCCGUGAUGAAUCUGGUUCUUUGGUAAAGAACCAGCUGAAUCUGCAGAAAUCCUCACCAGCUAAAAGUAAGAAAGAAUGUGAUUGGAAAAUGGAGGGCAGUGAUACAACAUCAAAGUUGGAUUCGAAGGAGAUGGAUCUCUGUAGUUCCAAGAAAGUGGUAAAAAGCAAAGCAAAGAAGAAUCUAAAAGAUGAAGUCCCCCCGCCAACUCAAAGGGAGGGAAGAGAAAAGCAUUCUACCACAGAGAAGCAGUUACUACGAAAUCACAUUCGGGACAUGCUUGUCGGUGCUGGUUGGACAAUCGAUUGUAGGCCUAGGAGGAACAGAAACUACUUUGAUUCAGUGUACAUCAGUCCUUCGGGAACAGGUUAUUGGUCAAUUGUAAAUGCAUAUGUAGCGCUUAAAAAGGAAUAUGAAGAGAAAAACUCUGGCAGCGAGUCUUGUAGGACCAAUUUUCCAUUUACUCCGAUACCGGAGGAAGUGCUUGGUAAGCUAACAAGGCAGACACGUAGAAAGAUUCAGAAGGAAAUGAAAAAGAAGCUCAAAAACAAGAAAGGGAGUAAGAGUGCUGAAGAAGCCAAACAAAAAAAAUAUGCCAAAAAUAAGCACAUUAUGAAGAGCACUGGGAGAAGGAAAGAUGGAGGAACAAUGAGUUCACCAAUCAAGCAGUCUAGUAAGUCGCUGAAAAGGAGAAUAAAAUCUACUCAAUAUUCUAAAGAAGUGGAUGGUGCAGAAACUCUGCCUCAUGAAGAGAGCAAUUCGAGUGUUAUCUCACACAAGGGCAUUCAUAUGGGAAAGAAAAAUAAAAAGCCAAGUCGUUGUGCUUUGUUGGUUCGCGGAUCCAAUACUGGUGUGGAUCCAGAUGGUGAUGAUUUCGUUCCAUACUCCGGCAAAAGAACUGUGCUUUCCUGGCUUAUAGAUUCUGGAACUGUUCCUUUGAGUGGGAAAGUGCAGUACAAGAACAGGAGGCGCACACGAGUGAUGCUGGAAGGUUGGAUUACCCGGGAUGGCAUUCACUGUGGUUGCUGUAGCAAAAUCCUCACUGUUUCAAAGUUUGAGAUUCAUGCAGGAAGCAAACUGCGGCAACCGUUCCAAAACAUUUUUGUAGAGACUGGGAUUUCCCUCUUUCAGUGCCAAGUUGAUGCGUGGAAUAGACAGGAGGAUUCUGAAUGCCGUGGAUUCCAUUUCGUAGAUUUUGAUGGUGAUGAUCCUAAUGAUGAUACCUGUGGCAUUUGUGGAGAUGGUGGGGAUCUGAUCUGCUGUGAUGGUUGUCCUUCAACUUUCCAUCAAAGCUGCUUGGGUAUACAGAUGCUUCCUGUAGGUGAUUGGCAUUGUCCAAAUUGUUCAUGCAGAUUCUGUGGGGUAGUUGGUGGUAGUACUGCUCAGAAGGAUCCUGUAACUGCAUCUGCAAUACCCAAAUGUGGUCUUUGUGAGAAAAGAUAUCACCAGUUGUGUGUUGGGGAAACAGAUGUUGUACCUGUUGAUUCCAGUAAUCCACGCUCUAACUUUUGUGGCCUCGAGUGCAAACAGCUUUUCGAGCAAUUACAGAAGCUUCUCGGAGUUAAACAUGAGCUUGAAGAUGGGUUUUCGUGGACUCUCAUUCAGCGCUCUGACUUGGACUCAGAUAUGUCUCCCCGUGUGCUGCCUCAAAGGGCUGAAUGCAAUUCUAAACUUGCUGUUGCACUGGCUGUUAUGGAUGAGUGUUUUCUUCCCAUUGUUGACCGGAGGAGUGGGAUCAAUUUGAUUCACAAUGUUCUGUACAGUUGUGGAUCAAACUUUAAUCGUCUAAGCUAUAGUAGCUUCUACACUAUUGUUCUGGAGAGGGGUGAUGAAAUCAUCUCUGCGGCAUCAAUCAGGAUCCAUGGGACGCGGUUAGCAGAGAUGCCCUUCAUUGGGACUCGUCAUAUUUAUAGGCGCCAAGGAAUGUUCCGUCGGCUUCUAAAUACAAUUGAGUCGGUCCUCUGCUCUCUAAAUGUGGAGAAGCUGAUCAUACCUGCUAUCUCCGAACUUAUGCAUACAUGGACUAUAGUUUUUGGAUUCAAACCUCUUGAGGAGUUUCACAAACAAGAAAUGAGAUCCAUGAAUAUGCUAGUAUUCCCUGGUGCAGAUCUUUUGCAGAAGUUUCUGCUGAAAGAUGAACUCUCUGAGGGGAAUGUUAGUGCUGCUGAAGUUGUGGAGCCUGUUGUAGUCCAAAGCAGUGGCAAUGGGCCUGAGGCAGCAAUGUUAUACAAUAUUAGUUGUCCUGCUGAGCCUGAUGUUGCUGCCUCUGAUGAGGGUGUUGUCCAGGAUGGUCAAGUAAAAAUUGAAGAAGUUUCUGCAAUUGGAUCAGGUUUCCAGGAUACUGGUGGUUCUUCACAUGAUACUUCUGAUGUGAUGCAAGGUCCAUUAGAUGGUCCUGCUGGUCCUAAUGUCUGUGCUUCUGAUGAGGAUGUUGUCUGUGAUGAUCGAGUAAAAAAAGAUGAAGUUGCUUCAGUUAGAUCUGGUUUCGAGGAUAUUAGUGGCUUGUCGCAUGAUACUUCCGAUUUGAUGUGCAAUCCUUCAGAUGGUCCUGGCCAAGCUUUCAGGGAGAGAACCACAUCAUACAAGUCUCAAGAAGUUUCUAUUGACUCCACAUCUCUUCUUCAUUCUUCUCCCACACAAGAUGAACUUGUGAAGGAAAAUAAACCUUUGUCGGAUUCUGCUGUUGCAUAUGCUACUCAAUCUAGUUCAGAGGGUGAGGAGGAUUGUUUUCAUGAAGUAAAGCUUGAUGUUGCUGGUACUAAACCUGAUAUCUGUUCUCUAGACGAAAUUUCUCUGCAGAAAACUACCAAGAUAACCGAAUAGCAGAAUGUUGUUUCGACUUCUGAUAAUGUGAAUACUGGAGAAAACAUCCAUGCAUCUGGUUGUGGUACAUUAGACGUCCCUGAUGUGAAAACUGAAAUCACUGCUUCUGAUCCUCAUUUGCAUCCUUAAGUUUAUGGUGUCACAGACCAAUCUAUUGAUGCUAAAUCUGAAUUCCUGGAUGCUGCUUGUGUGCAUUGUUCACAAGUUCGCAGUGGAGAUAUUUUGUCAUCUUUAAGAGGGUACCAUUCAAAUCUGUCCUCAUGAUGUUCAACCGCUUUAUGCUAUUUCUCAGUGUAGUUUUCAGGGUUCUGGUGAAAGUUUUAUCAAGAUUCCAAGUUGCAAAAGUUCUCAGAAUUUUCUUUUGAUGCAACUGUCGCUGCAAUUGAUACUCAUGGAGUCAAAAGUGGAGUUUUUAAGGUUGAACUUUACCCUCAAGUGCUGGGCAAGGAUCCCCUUUUUUGUUGAUUCCAAGUGUUACAAUGUACCAUCAUUGUAAAAGUUUUUACUCAAGUGGAGGAGAAAGUACAGUGGCUUCAGUUACAUGUAGUCACCAUGGUUCUUAUGGAGCUUCUGUGCGUUAUUCUCGUGCCUCUACUGUAGGACCUUAUUCUCAGGCUCUUAGUCAAAGUAAUGGAUCUUGUAAAUCGGAAUCCGUGCAUUCCCCUUAAAAUACCCCUCCUUGGGCAGAUACUUGUGCCACUUGUUUUGAGUUGUACCAUCAGGAUUCUAGUGAAUGUAAUGUGCAUGAAGAUGCUGCUGGUGAAUGUAAUUGCCAUUGUCCUGACAGUUACUUUUGUGGAAUGUCUGAAAUUAUCAAUAAAUCAUUAUGCUCAACUGAGUCUGGUUCUCAA